GUUUGCUUGAUGAAUACUUUUUGUAUGGAGUUGCCGCACCAAUUUUUUCUUUGUAAAUAUAUUAAUAAACAGCUGGAUAUAUUCGUGCUUUAUGUUGAUUUGAUGCAGUAGUUGCUAAACGCAUUCUGCAAUGAAGUCUCAAAAAAGGCAGCGAAAACAGACAAACUCUCCAUAUCAGUAUGAACCUGUGGAGGUUUAUUGUCGACUACGCCCUCUGGAUGAUCCAAAUGAGCCGCCAUGUGUAAAGCCAAUUGAUGAAACAGUUGUUCAGCUUCUUCCCCCAGAGAAUGCAGUUGCAAGGAAUGGACAGGUGAAAGAGUAUCAGUACACUUUCCAGAAAGUAUUUGAUGAAUAUGCUUCACAAAAGGCAGUUUUUGAUCAAAUAGCUCUUCCACUCAUUGCAGAUUUAGUGGCUGGGAAAAAUGGUCUGCUGUUUACUUACGGAGUCACAGGCUCUGGUAAAACAUACACCAUGACUGGAAGUCCACAAGAUCAAGGCAUUCUACCACGAUCUUUAGAUGUAUUGUUUAACAGCAUUGGAGAUCUGCAAGCAAAGAAAUACGUUUUUAGACCUGACAGAAUGAAUGGUUUUGAAGUUCAAACAGAGGCUGAUGCAAUGAUAGAGAGACAAAAGAAAGAAAUAAUGCCCAACCUUACAACCCCAGUAAAAUCAGCCAGUAAAAGGCCUGAAUCUGGUGACAUUGAGCGUGUGAUGGAUCCUACCAAAGUGGAUACAGUGGAAGAGGACAACAACUAUGCUGUGUUUGUUUCAUUCAUUGAGAUCUACAACAACUAUGUUUAUGACCUGCUUGAGGAGUUGCCUUAUAAUUCUAUCACUGGUUACAAACCUCCGCAAUCAAAGAUUUUACGAACAGACUCAAGUGAUAACAUGUAUGUUCACAAUUGUACUGAAAUAGAAGUGAAGCAACCUCAGGAUGCUAUUGAUGUGUUUUAUAAAGGUCAAAGACGCAGGAAGGUGGCUCACACAACACUUAAUGCUGAAUCAAGCAGAAGCCACAGUGUUUUUAACAUUAGAUUAGUGCAAGCACCAUUAGAUGCCCGUGGUGAAGAAGUGAUACAGGAAGAAAACAUUAUCUAUAUUGACUCUGAGAGGAUCUGUGUAUCACAGCUCUCCCUUGUUGACCUUGCUGGAAGUGAGAGAACAAACCGUACAAAAAACUCUGGGGAUCGUCUCAAAGAAGCAGGCAAUAUUAACCAAUCACUGAUGGUACUGAGAACCUGCCUGGAAGUUCUUAGAGAGAAUCAAAAGUGUGGAGUAAACAAGAUGGUGCCAUACAGAGACUCACGUCUGACACAUUUGUUCAAGAACUUUUUUGAUGGUGAUGGAAAAGUGAGAAUGAUAGUGUGUGUUAACCCGAAGAUGACUGAAUAUGAAGAAACUAUUCAUGUGAUGAAGUUUGCAGAGAUGACACAGGAAGUUCUUAUCACCAAGUCUCAACAAUCUAACAAAUUUGACCUUGGGCUCACUCCUGGGAGAAGACGGAUGCACCAGGAUGAAGUUGAAGAAGCUCUUGUGAUUCCAUCUCUUCCAAUUGAUUUUUCAGUUGGUCCACCUUUCCCAAUACUUGAGCUGAUUGCUCCAACUGAUGAUCUUACAAUAAAAAAUAUCAUUCAGUGCUUAAAUGAGCGAAUGCGACGCAGACAGGAAAUGUCAAUGGAUUAUGAGAGAUCUUGUUCAUCAUUUCGAGCUCAGCUGGUAGAGUUUGAACAAGAUUAUGGCCAAAUGAAACUCCGUCUGCAAGACCUGGAAGAAAAGUCGUCUCAGAGGGAGCGGGCAGCAGCUAAACUUGAGAGCAAAAACAAAAGCUUGGAGAGAAAGUUGGAUGAGCUGAUGAAACAAAUGAAAGACUUGGAGAAGGAGAAUCAACUGCUAGGUCUUCAGGUUCAAGAUAAGGCAUGGAAGAUACAGGUUGAAAAGCAAGCUAAAGAUAAACUGAGAUCAGAAUUUAGAAGUCGGUUGCAAAUGAAUAAUCAGGCUUGGGAGAAAAAUUUGGAAAAAGCAAGACGACAGCUGGAGAUUGAGGCUGAGAACCAGCUGGAUGAAAGAGACAGGAAAUUAGAAAUGCUCAGGGAUAUUGUGAAUGAAAAUGAAUUAGUGGGCACACCAAGAAUGAGAUCGCGUGCCACAACUCAACCAACCCCUAAGCCUCGAACAUACACAACACCUGCCUCUAUCCAGACUGCAAUCUCUGAAACUGACAUCACAUCCGUUGGAUCCAGUACCAUAGCAUCAUCAGCACGUGCAGCUGCUGGUCGCGCUGGAAACACCAAAGUUCAGACAAGACCAACCAACAGAAUUCCUGCUGCCAAAUCUAUUCCAAACCUCACACAGGUUGGAGUCACACCUUCAUCAAGCAAAUCAAGACAACCUGUAGUAAAUCUUCGACAUCAUCGCCGAUCAAAAUCCUCUGGUAGUGCUGAAACAUGGUUGGAACAUAAGCCUGCUGACAUAGUUGAGACAGAUACCCUGUUCCAGCCUCGCAUGUCCAAGAAGAAAUCAGUAACAAAACUGGAUGUUAAAGACACAAAAUCUGCAUCUAAAUAUGUGCUUACUCAUCAAGAGCAGGACUCUAAUGAUGAACUCAUUACCAAACUUAUCAAGGGUGAUGUGAUUCCCACAUCAGGUGGUGGUGCUGCUGUUGUCUUCCACGAUGUAGAAACAUUAAAACAAAUAUCCCCUGGGUCGCGUAAGAGGCGCAGCCCAACUACACCGAGGUAUGACCCAGAACUCCAGUGGACCGAUACAGAAGAGAGGUGUUCUGUUGCCCUUGAAGGACAUAGUCGCAAACGAAGUAAGACCACAAACUUGUAAAGUUGCAAGCAGGUAGUCACCACACCAGUAGAGUGGAAUGCAGUCAUGUAGUUACACUAGAAGUAGAAUAGUGGUAUGGUCAGAUGUUAUAUUAGUUGCCAGUUACAUGUCAAUGUAUCGUAUAUCAAAGCAGCAUAAUAAGGCAUUAAUUUACUAUAAGCAAAAUCCAUUUAUUGCAUGUUAAAUAUUUAUAAGUUUCAUAUAUAUAUACCAGUUGCAACUGAACCUCAUGUUAAUCAAACUAAGUCUUUUAUAUUUUUUUUAAUGAUCUCAUCAUUUUUUUAAUAUAGAGAUUUAAAAGUAAAAAUACAGAUGUUAAAACAUUUAAAUUUUUUUUUCUUUUUUUUACUUCAUGGGAUUCAGAAAUGUUAAACUUUGAAAAUUUAGAUCAGAUAAUAUGUAACCUUUUUUGCUGACUGUCUGUAAAUAGCUAGCUCAUGAGGCUUGUAAAAUACUCAUCCAUCAUUCCUCUUCCAUUUCUAAUCACCCAUCAAUACUUAAUGUAAAUACAGAUCAUAUGCUGGAAUCCAGUUGAGUUGUUUGUACAGGAAUGUUUAUUACCCUCUACUAGAGGAAAAAUAUAAAUCUGUUUCAUAACAUGUAUACAGUGUAAAAAAUACUUUUUGUACACUUCGGAGACAGCUAAUUAUUAAUAUAGAUAGAAUUGAAAAUUGUUUUAACUAAAUUAACUGAUGUUGGUGUUAUCGGCUUCUGCGUUAGACAUGUGCGUCUGUAAUCUGGUAGCUGUUUGACUGCUGGAUUACUGGGUGUUGUAGACUACAGACUGCCUUAUUUUCUUCCAUAGAGAUUUUUAAGUCUAUACUAAAUUGAGUGCACACUCCAGUACAAUGCUAAUAUUGGGGUUAGUACACAGGUAACAUUGAAUUUAAAUGUUCUAUAGAAUUUUUACAGUUUUGUAUUGAAUGGGUAGGGGUUUUUAUGUAGAAAUUCUUACAAUUAAUGCUUUAUUUCACAAGUUCUGUCAAUUUUUAAUAUAAUUUAUAUUCUUUGAAUGCAUUUUUAGUCAUGGUGUCAUAUUUACAAACUGGCAUUGAUAUAUUUGUAUAUUGUUUGAUAAUAAAUGGU
Messenger RNA from Physella acuta, 3919 nucleotides. RefSeq names its product kinesin-like protein KIF23. Gene Ontology annotation, biological process: microtubule-based movement; mitotic spindle midzone assembly. NCBI's taxonomy places the organism in Eukaryota, Metazoa, Mollusca, Gastropoda, Physidae. Gene Ontology annotation, molecular function: ATP hydrolysis activity; ATP binding; microtubule binding. The record is from RefSeq and is a predicted model, not a curated record. Gene Ontology annotation, cellular component: kinesin complex; microtubule; nucleus.